This is a messenger RNA of Epinephelus moara (kelp grouper), 1076 nucleotides long. RefSeq names its product high choriolytic enzyme 1-like. The transcript has a single exon. The record is from RefSeq and is a predicted model, not a curated record. Gene Ontology annotation, molecular function: metalloendopeptidase activity; zinc ion binding. Lineage: Eukaryota; Metazoa; Chordata; Actinopteri; Perciformes; Serranidae. Bases 56 to 853 code for a protein of 265 amino acids. Gene Ontology annotation, biological process: proteolysis.
UCAAGGAGUCUCUCCGCAGCAGACUCUCCACAGAAGCUCCACAGCCACCCUGAAGAUGACUCUCUCUGCCAGCCUGCUGCUGCUGCUCCUGCUCGGCCUCUCUCAGGCUCAUUCUCUCACAGAGGAAGGAAGUGGAGCAGAGGUCCAAGUGGACGAAGAAGACACUGUCGACAUCAGCACCAGGAUCCUGACAACCAACAACGCCACGGAUGAGAUCUUGCUGGAAGGAGACUUGCUGGCUCCCAAAUCAAGAAAUGCCAUAAUGUGCUGGUCCCAGAACUGCCUGUGGAGGAAAGCCUCCAACGGCCUGGUGAUGAUCCCCUUCACCGUGAGCAGUGAGUUCACCAGCUGGGAGAGGCAGAAGAUCGACAACGCCAUGAAGGCCUUCCACAGCAGCACUUGCCUCCACUUCGUCCCCCGUCAAAAUGAGUACGACUUCAUCAGCAUCGAGAACAGAGCCGGAUGUUUCUCGGCUCUGGGCAGACAGGGAGGCAGACAGGUGCUCUCUCUCAAUAAGCAGGGCUGCCUCUACCACGGCAUCAUCCAGCACGAGAUCAACCACGCUCUGGGCUUCCAGCACGAGCAGACCAGGAGUGACCGCGACUACUACGUCAGGAUCAACUGGGAGAACAUCAACCCACAGAUGGCUUACAACUUCUACAAGCAGAACACCAACAACCUGAACACUCCCUACGACUACUCCUCCAUCAUGCACUAUGGAAGAACAGCUUUUUCCAUCCAGUACGGCAGGGACAGCAUCACCCCCAUCCCCGACCCCAACGUCCAGAUCGGCCAGAGGCAGGGCUUGUCCUACUGGGACAUCAUGAGGAUCAACCUGCUUUAUGGUUGCUAACGACAAAACUUCCUAUCCAUUCUGAUCCAAAGUCCUCAUUCAGCAUAACAAUAAAAACAGUUUUCUAGUUAUCUAUCCAGUUAUUCAUCAAAAACUACUAGAGCCUGUGAUCAUCAUCAGCUAUGGAUUUCACUUCCUGUGACAUCAUUUUGUUCCUCAUGUCUAAAAUACCUGCUAUAAAGCUGAAUGCAAACUAAAUAAAAAUAAUGUUGGGCAGCAGCAU